AUGACACAAACCCUAAAACCAAUUCUAACCAGUAAAAACCAAGGAGUUCCAAUUGCUUCCUCCGUUAAAAAGCAACUAACUAAAAUCACCGGAACCCUCACCUCCCAAAUCCAAUUAAAAGGUGAGCAUUCCCCAGAACCUUAUUAUUAUUCAUUUAUUAGAUUAAAGAGCCAGUCCAUCGAUUUACCAGUAAUUUUUAAACUAAAAGAUGGCCAAGACCAGUUAACCAAACCCACUCUCAAAAAAACUGACCAAGUCGAAUUGACCGGUCAUUACUCCCAUUCCGAAAAGAAUGUCCGCCAAAGUUUUACCGCUAACUCUUACCAAGUUUUAAAUGAAAAAAGAAUCAAAAAAAAAUAUCCCAGUUGCCCAGAUUCCUUUACUAGCCAAGCAACCAACUGA
Molecule: messenger RNA, 402 nt
Organism: Funneliformis geosporum
Lineage: Eukaryota; Fungi; Glomeromycota; Glomeromycetes; Glomerales; Glomeraceae
Source: the annotation of a GenBank genome assembly